AACGCUGCCUGUCCCUACGGUGGCGGCAGGCGGCGCUAACCUUUGACCUAUCGGAAGUGAUUGCGAGGCAGCUGGCCCGGAACAGGGGGCCCUGCGAGCAGGGAGCGGAGGCAGCGAAGCCGACACAAACCAUCUUACUGUGAAAGCUGCUGUCACAAAGCAAUAAACAUUUAAUAAGGAGAGAAUGGAAAUAUGACCUUUCCCUGGUAAUAUGACUUCAUGAGGAAUGUUUAACAGCCACUUCAGAGCAAGCAAUGGAGAAGAGAAAACAUACGGUGGGUGUGAGGGCCCUGAUGCUAUGUAUGUGAAGUUGAUAUCCUCUGAUGGUCAUGAGUUUAUUGUAAAAAGAGAGCAUGCGUUAACAUCAGGAACAAUAAAAGCUAUGUUGAGUGGUCCAGGUCAGUUUGCUGAAAAUGAAACAAAUGAGGUGAAUUUUAGAGAGAUUCCAUCCCAUGUCCUAUCCAAAGUAUGCAUGUAUUUCACCUACAAGGUUCGCUACACUAACAGCUCCACGGAGAUUCCUGAAUUCCCAAUUGCACCUGAAAUUGCACUGGAACUGCUGAUGGCUGCAAACUUCUUAGAUUGUUAAAUAAAAUAAAUUAUAAUAAAAAUGUAAAACUUUUUUCAGUAUUUAAUACCUGUAGUUCAGUUAGUAACUUUUUUCAUAUAGCAUGCUGCGUAUGUGCAGUGGAGAACUGUAAAGUUCAUUGCAGAGGCAAUUAUCUUCAGAUCUGUUGCAUAGCUAUCAUUCAAUUUUAUAUUUGUUUUGCUGCUUACACAAAUAAGGCCCUUUUCACAAACAGACGAAUAAAUAAAUAUGCCAAUUA
Molecule: messenger RNA, 827 nt
Organism: Gopherus flavomarginatus (Mexican gopher tortoise)
Lineage: Eukaryota; Metazoa; Chordata; Testudines; Testudinidae
Gene: ELOC
Product: elongin C
Exons: 5
Coding region: 227-589 (120 amino acids)
Biological process (GO): ubiquitin-dependent protein catabolic process
Cellular component (GO): elongin complex
Molecular function (GO): protein-macromolecule adaptor activity
Source: RefSeq, a predicted model, not a curated record